Molecule: messenger RNA, 2067 nt
Organism: Stereum hirsutum FP-91666 SS1
Lineage: Eukaryota; Fungi; Basidiomycota; Agaricomycetes; Russulales; Stereaceae
Product: acyl-CoA dehydrogenase NM domain-like protein
Exons: 7
Coding region: 249-1991 (580 amino acids)
Biological process (GO): fatty acid beta-oxidation using acyl-CoA oxidase; lipid homeostasis
Cellular component (GO): peroxisome
Molecular function (GO): FAD binding; acyl-CoA oxidase activity; fatty acid binding
Source: RefSeq, a predicted model, not a curated record
GAACUUUUCUUCGAAAGAUGCCGUCGGAUGCACUAGUAUGCACAGACACGGUGACUCAUCAGACUAACCUUCUUCGCCUGGGUCUUGUUAGAACUCAAGACUUCAUGGACGCGCUCCUUCCCAUCACGUUCAGGAGGUGUUGGUUUGAUAGCGAGCCAUCAUUUGCUGCGUAAGGAUCGCUUCGCAGCCCAACAGGGCGGCCAUAAAUACGUAUCGCACGAUGCACCUCUCGGGGUUAGCUUUCCAGCAUGUACCCCACUGCCCAACUUGCUAGAAGCCCUCUUUACCAGCGCCGUCCUGAGGGCUUGACUCUCGACGAGAGAAUCCGGCUAUCAUACGAACGCGCCCAAUCAGUCGGACGGCUUUACGGCCUGACUGCUCACGAUGUUUUAACGCUGUCGCCACGAUUCUGGAAGCUGCACACGGAUCCUAUCUUCGCUCUGGACGGUGCCGCCAUGACCCUGAAUACUCUGCAGUACAAUUGUUGUGCAGGCACUCUGGCUAUGUUUGCGCGGAGUCAACCUGACCUUGUUCCAAUUCUACAACAGGUCCUUAAUUUCGAUGUCUCAGGUCAAUACUUGUUGACGGAGGUUGGUCACGGCUUGGAUGCAAUCCAUCUCGAGACAACGGCGACUCUGCUGCCAAAUGGCGAGUUUGAACUGAAUACCCCUACAGAGAGUGCUGCGAAGUUCAUGCCACCUACUACUCCCAUGGGUAUUCCUUGCGUCGCAGUGGUCUUCGCGAGAGCCAUAGUAGAAGGAAGUGAUCAUGGCAUCAAGCCGUUUAUUGUUCACCUUCAUGACGGGAAGAAUAUGGAACCCGGAGUCGUUUCCAAACUUAUACCUCCGCGUGGAGGGUCACGUCCUGUCAAUCACUCCAUCACUUCCUUUCACCGUGUCCGCCUGCAAUAUUCAGCUCUACUCGGACCUCUAAACAAGCCCGAGGAUCCUCGCACGGCCUUCUUCCACAACAUCUCCCGCGUCGCAGUCGGGUCCAUUGCCAUCGCCUCUUUUAGUAUCCCCGUUCUCCGCGUGGCAACUUUCAUUGCUGGUCAUUAUAGCCUGCGUCGAACGGUCGUUGACCAUCAGGAAGAGAAUUCGAAGAGGCCUAUCAUUUCAUUUCGUACGCAGAAGAUUCCGAUAACUACUGCGCUGGCGCAAUCGUUCGUCUUGCCUGCAUUUCACGACGAGGCAACCUCGAUAUUCCGCGAUAUGUCGUUCGAUCCCCGCGUGCGCCAUGCAAUCGCGUCUAUAUUCAAGGUCACUACUGUUCAGCAUACUCUGGCGUCGACCUUGGUAUUAGGAGACCGCUGUGGAGCUCAGGGGCUAUUCGAAGCGAACCAGAUUACUGCAAUGAACGCCGAUAUUCGAGGAGCUUCAAUCGCCGAGGGAGACCUAUUGGCUCUUUCAAUUAGAUUCGCGUCAGAGCUUUUGUUAGGACGUUACACCAUCCCCGGCUCUAGAAAUCCAGACAGCCUCCUCGCACGGCGCGAGUCUGGCCUGUUCGACGAGCUGCGCCGUUCUCUGGCUUCUAUGAAGCAUCAUCGCAGCCCAGACUUCGAUCGCCUUAUCCUUCCCGAAUGCACUAAUCUCAUCCAAGCAAUCGGUCACCGCAUGGCCUACGAUGCCGCUGUCGCAAGGUCGGUCGAUUCCGUCUUAAUCGAUCUCUACGUUGCGAGCUGUGUGAAGCUCGACUCCGCCUGGUACGUGGAGAAGGCUAUGUUGUCGAGGUACGAGCAGCGCGAAAUAGAGAAUAAGGCGGUAGAUGUUGUCUAUGGACGGAUCGAGGAGUUCCUGGCUAAGUUGGAGGUUGAUGCGUAUGUCACUGCGCCAAUUAUUUCGGAAAAGGAAUGGAGUCGGUACGUCGAAGGGAUGAAGACGUUUAGGAGAGAUGAAGCCACCGUAUUCGGCCAUGGUAGAGCGAUUGGCACCCUUCACCCUGCAGAUACGUAUGUUAACGGCUCUCAUGCUCAGUUCAGGAGCCGUCUGUAAUGUAGUUUCGUUGUUUAGAAGUUCUUUUUUUGUACGAUUGCGGGAUAGAGUAUUCGUAAUAUAUUGUAUUUUUCUA